Heterocephalus glaber (naked mole-rat) is the source of this 8352-nucleotide messenger RNA. Lineage: Eukaryota; Metazoa; Chordata; Mammalia; Rodentia; Bathyergidae. The record is from RefSeq and is a predicted model, not a curated record.
GUGGGGAGGGACUGUCCCAGAGGGGUCUUGGGCAGGAGGCCUCUUUUUCAAGGUGUCCCUCCUUGGCAGAGGUGCUUGCUCAGAACUGGGGACCCUGUCUCUCAGGGUUUUCUGGCAAUUUAUUCCCCACAAAAUGCAAGAGCUGAGAGGCUCUGGGCUUGUUUCCACUCUUGGCUAAGCAGGAUCCCUCCUCCCAGACCAGAGUAUGUCAGCACUGUCCCCUAUUGGGCACUUCUUUGCCAUGGCAUACCAUGCCUUGCAGAAGCUGCCUGGAGACCCUCUUGGACCAGGAAAGCUGCUGACCCCAGCCCUCAUGACUAUGACUCCCACAGUCUGCCAUCUGCUGGCAUGGUGAGAGGACCAGCGUGGAGCUGUGGGCAGCACACAGUAGACUGGACUCCUCAGGGGGCUUUGACGUAAGAUUUGAACUCCUGGAGAUGAAGGACAUGAAGGUGUCUUUGAGGCUGUGGGAGAAUCCAAAGUCCUAAGAACUACCCUUGUGAAUGGGAGCUGAAAUCUAGGGAGGACAGGAGCAGAAUAGCAGCAGAGACCAGUGAGAAGGGGGGUGGCCAGGCCUGGUGGCUGCACACUGCUUUUCCUGCACAUGAUGGUGUUAAGAGUGCAUCCGCAGAACCUCUCCAUACUUUGUCACUCUGGGGAACACCUCUAUGUGUCUUUUCAAAUAGCUUUAUUGAGAUAUGGCAUAUCCCAUCAAAUCACCUGUUAGUACAGUCAUUUCCAACCAGUUUAUAGCUUUGUUCAGACAUCCUCACAAACCAGUUAUAACAUCUCUGUACUCCAAAGAGAUCCUCCUGCCUGUUUGUAGUCGCUCCCUCCCUAUCAUGGUCCUAGACAGCGACUAACCUGCUGCCUGUCUAUAGGUUUGCCUUUUCUAGAAGUUUCACAUAAGCGGAGUCAUACAGUGUGUGGCCUUAUGAUCUGGCUGCUUUUACUCAGCAUAAUGCCCUUGGGGUUCAUGCACAUUGCAAAUGUGUCAGAAUUUCAUUCCAUUUUAUGGCUGAAUAGUAUUGUAUUAUAAAGAUACACCACCUCUUGUUUAUCUGUUCAUGGGCACUUGGCUCGUUUCCAGUUGGCUUUUAUGAAUAACGCUGCUAUAAACAUUUGCAUUGAAGUUUUUGUGUGGAUGCAUGUUUUCAUUCAUCUUGGCUAGAUCCCUAGAGCAGGGUUUGUGUGGCUUUCGUUGCACCUGUCAUACUGCUUUCAAAGAGGCUGCACCACCUCACAUUCCUGCUAACAGUGUGGUAGUGGUGGUGGUGGUGGGGCUCUUGUGUCUCUCAUCCUGAAUGUGCUUGUUAGCGUCUGUCUUUUUGACUCUAAACAUCCUAGAGGAUACACAGUCGUGUCUAAUUUGGUUUGAUUUGCAUUUACCUGAUAGCUAAUGGUAUUGAGCAUCUUGUUUUGUUUUCAUCUAUCCACUUUUUAAAAAAUUUCUACUUGUAUAUAUCCUAAGGAAAAAUUGUUAGGAGUAGAAUUACUAGGCCCAGAGUCUGGCUGUUUAUAUCUGGACUGCAUUCUGAGAGUGUCACAGUGACGGGCAAUGCCCACAUUGAGUGUCACCACACGUUUGUCAGGUAGGUGGGUUUGCUACUUUUAUUUUUUACUAAAUUGAUGUUUGCAAAAGAAAGUUCAAGGUUUUUAAGCCCAGGACUAUGUUUUCCCAGUCACAUUUUAAAAUUGUAGGGGCUGGGGAUGUAGCUCCACGGUGCUGCACCUGCCUGGCAAGAGUAAGGUCCUGAGUUCAAAUUCCGAUACCAAAAAAAAUUUUUUUUUAUCUAGUAUAAUUUUUUAUUAUAGAAAUUCUGCACUUUUAGUAAAAAUUCAAGCAGUACAAAUCAGGCUUGGUGACCCACACCUGUAGUCCAGCAACUCAAGAGGCUGAGGCAAAAGUAUUACAAGUUUAAGGCCAAUCUGGGAAACAUAAGACCCUGUCUUAAAAUAAAACUUUGAAGAGAAAGGGCUGAGCAUGUAGCUCAAUGGUAGACCACUUGGCCUACAAUAGGGUCAAUCUCCAUUAGUACAAAAAAGAAAAGAGAGAAGGUGGGAGUACAGAGGAAUAUAAAGAAAAAUAUUUUUCUCCUUCCCAUUUUUUUUGGUGGGGGGUGCUCAGCCCCUGGGCUAGAGUCACAAACCUUAAAAAUACCUGGGGACUCAUGCUGCACUUAUCUGGCCUUUCUUGGGACUGUUGGGAGGAAGAGUGGUGGUGGCUGUGGUUCUGGCCACAGCAAGGAAGGCUGGAGCCUUGGACCAGCAGAAGUGAGGAACAAGUCCUGUGGGGUUUGCUAGGCAGGUCCCUCUUAUGGCGUGAGAAUGUGUUGGAUUUGGUUCUCAGGCGGUUGCAGGGUUACAUUAAGGUACCUUAUGACAGCAUCACUGGCAUCCUGCCAGGCCCUCCCCUAUCUGUGCCCUUGACAGCCCUGGCUUGUUCCAUCACUGCUAGUGGCCCUGGGCCUUAAGGCUAUUACUUUUUUUUGGUACCAGGGAUCAAGUUCGGGACCUUGCACACCCAAGGCAGGCAGCAGAACCACUGAGCUCAAUCCUGGCCCAAGGCUGUUACUAUUUGACACAUAAUGGUGGGCCCCCAAAACAAGAAGGACGAAGUGCUAUAAUGACCUUGAGGAUCCACAGCCAGCCAAUUGGAGAGGGAACUGUGGAGAGGAGCUGGGGUUGGCAUAUUUUGGGGAGAGCAGCUGUUGAUACCACACCAGGCCACCCUGCAAAACCCUCUCACCCACAUGUGUGUGCACACACCUUCAGGGCAGUGAGGUACAGUCAUGGGAAACAGUCUGCAGACCUUUCCCAGCUCUGAUAGGGCACUGGUGGGCCAGGAAAAGUACAGGGCAGAAAUUGUUUCUGCAGAGCUGAGUGCACUGGCUUCAUGCCUGUUAGAUUCUCACCACACCCUCAGGAGCACAGAUGCUAUCCCUCAGGCCGCCGCCAUGUAUGGGUGAAAUGGAGCUCACAAGUCACCUAAGUGGGGAAGACCACGUAUGCUAUGCCUCUGCCCUCUGACCCACUGGCUCACGAAAUACAGGAGCCCUCUCACACUCCAUGUCUCACCAGCUGCUUCAUCAGUGAGCAGCUGGUUUAGCAUUGGCUGUUGAUAGACAGAGACAGGAAGGACACACCGUACCCUAGUCUCAAGCAUAUAGUCCACCACGAGCACAGGGACAGCUACUGAAGUAAGCCUGGUCCCUGGGGUGCAGAGCUGGCAGGUAUGGCCAGUAUCCCUUGGUGUGGCCUACUGGGCCAGCUGCCUAGCCCCAGAGGUCUGGUGCCUUUGACCAAGGUCUUUGGUGGGACACCACUUGCUGGCUUAGUUUCUCAGUCAGGGAAGGUCCUCUCAUCAUAGCAGGAUGCAAUGACCUUAGUUUCCCCAUCGGUGCUCACUUCCUGGCUUCUUCAGGUGGGCUUUGUCAUAUGCCCCAUGAGCUCACAACCUUCCUUCCAAGUCCAACUGUGUGUUGGUAGCACCCAGGAAACAGAGGGCAGAGGAGUCCUAUGCCAGAUUUUCUGGCUUUUGCCUUGGUCUCCCUCAUCAUAAGCUAGUCCCUCUAAAAGAACAACUCCUGGGGUCUUUGGCAUGGCUGCCUCCAGUCUGAGUUUGUGUGCUGCAGGAUUUGGGAGUGCCUUGUUGAAAAUUCUGAAGGGCCUUUAAAAAAAUUUUUUUUUUUUUGGUGCCAGGGAUCGAACUUGAGACCUUGGAUUUGCGAGGCAGGCAGCAGAACAACUGAGCUAAAUCCCCAGCCCAGCAUUGUUUUUAUUUAAACCUUCUCAAAUGCUGACAGAAUCUUCCUGAUUUGCCACAUCUAUCAGGACAGCUUUGACACCUGUCAUGUCCCCCUACCCGUGUCCUCCCAGCCACACGCACUCACCUGGGUCUAUGGCCACAGUGGGGGAGUGGUCCUGUGCACGUUGCACCUUCCUGAACCCGGCCGGCCAGCGCCAGUGUUCCAUCUGUGAAGCCCCCCGGCACAAGCCUGACUUGGACCAGAUUCUGCGGCUCAGCGUGGAGGAGCAGAAAUGGCCCUGUGCUCGCUGCACGUUCCGGAACUUCCUGGGCAAAGAGGCCUGCGAGGUGUGCGGCUUCACCCCUGAGCCUGGCCCUGGGGCCACCUUGCUCCCCAUCAUCAAUGGGGUCCUGCCCAAGCCACCCACUGUCCUUAUGGAGCCAAAGGGCAGCUGCAAGGAAGAGGCUGGCCCAGUACAGACAGUGGGACUGGGGGCCAUGGAGCCAGCCAGGGGGCACCCUGAGGAGGAGGAAGCAGAGGAGCUGGAGGACCCAGAGGAGGGGGCAGAGCCUAAAAGUGGCUGGGCCUGCCAGCGCUGCACCCUGCACAACACACCUGUGGCCAGCUCCUGCUCUGCCUGUGGGGGUCCCCGAAAACUGUCACUGCCCAGGAUCCCCCCAGAGGCCCUGGUGGUCCCUGAGGUAGUGGCCCCCUCAGGCUUCCAUGCUGUACCUGCCCCUACCCUGCCGGUCCUUCCUGGGGAAGGUGCUGAGGCUAACCCUCCCUCUACCAGCCAAGGUCCAACUUCUGCUAACCAGGAACUCCCCAGGGUACCGCCCUUCAGCCCCUUCUCAUCCACCCUACAGAACAACCCUGUGCCCCGAAGUCGCCGAGAGGUUCCUCCCCAGCUGCAGCCACCUGUGCCUGAGGCUGCUCAGCCUUCACCCUCCACUAGCUCCAAAGGCUGGGCCGGGGCUGGGGCUGGGUCCUCCCGCCUAGCAGAGCUGCUGUCAGGCAAGAGGUUGAGUGUGCUGGAGGAGGAAGCCCCAGAGGACAGGCCUGCCCGUGGUGAGGCCUGCAGCCCGGCCCCAGGCAGUGAUGUCAUUGACCUGGCCGGUGACACCGUACGCUACACACCUGCCAGCCCCUCCAGCCCUGACUUCACCACCUGGGCCUGUGCCAAGUGCACACUCCGGAACCCCACGACAGCCCCCAGGUGCACAGCCUGUGGCUGCUCCAAGCUGCAUGGCUUCCAGGAUCAUGGUGAGCCCCCCACCCACUGCCCAGACUGUGGUGCCAACAAACCAGGCCCCUGUGGCAGCAGCUGUGGACGGGGCCCUUCAGCCCAUAAGGCCGCCCGCCUCCUAAGUGAGCGCACAGACGAGUGGGCCUGCCCUGCCUGCACCCUACUCAACACGCCCCGGGCCACACACUGCGCAGCAUGCCACACACCCCAGCUGCUGGUGACCCAGCACCGGGGGGCCACGCCCCUGAGACGCCGGGAAAGCAUGCAUGUGGAGAAGCGGCGUCAGACAGAUGAGGGCGAAGCCAAGGCUCUCUGGGAGAACAUAGUGGCCUUUUGCCAGGAGAACAGUGUGAACUUUGUAGAUGACAGCUUCCCCCCCGGACCUGCAUCUGUGGGCUUCCCCAUGGGCGACAGCGUCCAACAGCGCGUGAAGCAGUGGCUACGGCCCCAUGAGAUCAACUGCUCCGUCUUCAGGGACCACAGCACCUCGUGGUCUGUCUUCCACACACUCCGGCCCUCAGACAUCCUGCAGGGGUUACUGGGGAACUGCUGGUUCCUGAGCGCACUGGCAGUGCUAGCUGAGCGGCCUGACCUAGUCGAGAGGGUGAUGGUUACACGCACCCUAUGCGUGGAAGGUGCCUACCAGGUUCGGCUAUGCAAAGAUGGCACUUGGACCACAGUGCUGGUAGAUGACAUGCUGCCCUGCGAUGAAGCCGGCUUCCUCCUCUUCUCGCAGGCACAGCGGAAGCAGCUGUGGGUGGCUCUCAUCGAGAAGGCGCUGGCUAAGCUGCAUGGCUCCUACUUUGCCCUCCAGGCAGGGCGCGCCAUUGAAGGCCUGGCCACGCUCACCGGUGCCCCCUGCGAGAGCCUGGCGCUGCAGGUCAGCUCCACUAACCCCCGAGAGGAGCCUGUUGACACUGACCUCAUCUGGGCCAAGAUGCUGAGUUCUAAGGAGGCUGGGUUCCUCAUGGGUGCCUCCUGUGGGGGGGGCAACAUGAAGGUGGAUGAGGCUGCUUAUGAGAGCCUGGGCCUACGCCCCCGCCACGCCUACUCCAUCCUGGACGUCCGUGACAUUCAGGGCUCCAGGCUUCUGCGGCUCCGGAACCCUUGGGGCCGUUUCUCUUGGAAUGGCAGCUGGUCUGAUGAGUGGCCUCACUGGCCAGGGCACCUGCGGGGUGAGCUGAUGCCUCGGGGAAGUAGCGAGGGUGUCUUCUGGAUGGAGUACAGUGAUUUCAUCAGGUACUUCGACUCUGUGGAUAUCUGCAAGGUACAUUCAGAUUGGCAGGAGGCACGGGUGCAGGGGAGCUUCCCCAGCUCUGCCAGCGGGCCUGUGGGAGUAACAGCACUCACUGUGCUGGAGCGUGCCUCGCUGGAGUUUGCCCUCUUCCAGGAGGGCAGCAGCCUAUUAUCUUCGGCCUGCAGGCGCUCAGACACAGUGGACAGCCACCUUCUAGAUCUGUGCAUCCUGGUAUUCCGGGCCACUUUUGGCAGUGGUGGCCGCCUGAGUCUGGGUCGCCUCUUGGCCCACAGCAAACGUGCCGUGAAGAAGUUUGUGAACUGCGAUAUCAUGCUGGAACCUGGCGAGUAUGCUGUGGUGUGCUGUGCCUUCAACCACUGGAGCCCUGCCCCACCAGGCCCCCCCGCCACGCAGGCCUCCAGUCCCUCAACAGGCAUCCCCCGAGGUACCCCUGAGCCUCCCGGCCACGUGCUUGCAGUAUACAGCUCAAGACUGGUCAUGGUGGAGCCAGUGGAGGCACAGCCGACCACAUUGGCUGAUGCUAUCAUCCUGCUCACUGAGAGCCGAGGCGAGCGACAUGAGGGCCGUGAGGGCAUGACCUGCUACUACCUGACACAUGGCUGGGCUGGGCUCAUCGUGGUGGUAGAGAACCGGCACCCCAGGUCCUACCUGCAUGUCCAGUGUGACUGCACUGACAGCUUCAAUGUGGUAUCCACGCGUGGCAGCCUGCGUACCCAAGACAGUGUACCACCUCUUCACAGGCAGGUCCUGGUGAUCCUGUCCCAGCUGGAGGGCAAUGCUGGAUUCUCCAUCACACACCGCCUGGCACACCGCAAGGCAGCUCAGGCCUUCCUCAGUGACUGGACAGCCUCCAAGGGCACCCACAGCCCCCCUCUCACACCUGAGGUCGCCGGCCUACAUGGGCCCCGGCCACUGUGACCACUGCGCCCUUGGGCGGGGGCUUGUGCAGACUGCCCACCUGUCCCCCACAUGCACUUUACGAGGGAGACCCCGACGAAGGACGCUUGAACCAGAAUCUCAGGACCCCCGCCUAGGGAGCCGCCAGCCACAGCUUUCCCUGGGCCCUCCCAUGCCCUUCUACUCCUCCCAUCCCUGAGCACCCUCAGGCCCCUGGCCAGGCUCCCGGCCACUAAGCAGAAUACCUCGAACCAGGUGGGCCAUUUGCCAGCCCCCAUGUCCUGCCAGCCCCAGGGACAGCAUCCAACAUUGGAGACCAAGCCAAGCUGGCUCAUCACCCUAAGCGUGGGGCAUCUUCUGCCAGGGAGAGGUAGCCAGGAGCUCUAUUCACAAAACCAAAUCUGGGGGUCAGAGGCUAGAACCCUGUGGUAAGAGCCAGGACUACCCUUGGCUCCAGGGUGGCAGCCUCUCCUCAGUUUGCCCAGAGCCUGGCUCCCACCCUGAAGAGGCAGGCAGGCAGGGUCCCUGGAGCCCUGGUGUUUGAGCAGCAUGUCCCAGGAGGUGAAUGCCUGGUAGCCACAGGCCAGGGCCCCUCCCAUGAUACUAUGCAAUUCCUGGAGCACAUGCCAGGAUUGAAGCCAUGACGGGGCAGCAAGCUGCUGUCUGGUGGGGUGCUUUGUCUUCAACAGCCCUGACUGUGGCCAGGCAGGCCAGGGUCCAGAAAAGGCCUGGACCAGCCCCGUCCUAUGGCCUUCACCUAGCCACAGAGAGGGAUUCUAGCUCCGUCACAGGCACAAGGCAGGCCACAGCCACUCCCCCCAAGAACCCCAGUGAACUGAGCCACCCACCUGCCUGGCAUCCCCUUGCUGCUUGAAGCCAGUCACCUUGUCUGCCACGUGGACAUCCAAGUCCAGCUUCCUGGGUUCCCCGCCCAGCCACCACUGUCCUGCAGGCAGCCAGCCUGCCCAUAACCCUUGAAUCUUGUGGGGUUUGUAAGGUUUUUACACCUAGAAACACAUUCCCCUCUCCCCCCUGGGCCUCCUUUUAUUCUGAGCUGUGAAUAUUUUUAACCCUGUAAAUAUGGUCAGCUCUCCCGACACAGAGACCAUUUUAUCAGCUGUCAGUCCCUUCCCGGUUUGAGGACUCCAUGGGCGGUUUCCACUCAGGCUCCAAGGACCAAAUAAAAGCGAUUUGUUUUGUAA